AUGAACGGAACAAAAUAUCCUACAAAUGGCACCUGUCAAAGAAAAGAAGAUAAGGAAAAUUACGGCAAAAGAAGAAGUGAAAUUGUUAACCUAGAUAUUAGUAAUCAAAACCUAGAAGAUGGUAAAGGUAGACCAAUGCCUAGAGUACUCAAUUUUUCUUAUAACAAUUAUGAACAAAUUAUUCUCAAAGACUUUUUUGGUCUUGCUCACCUGAUUGUCAAUAACAACCAACUUAAAGAAUUGAGUUUACGAGGAACCAAAAACUUGCAAGAGUUAAAUUGUUCCAACAAUUUUCUUCUUACGAAUUUGACUUUAGAUUACUCCGCUACGGAUGCUACUUUUACCACUACUAAAACAGCCACAUCGACAGAGAUUGUUUGUAUAAAUAAUGAUUCCGCCUUUCUUGGCAGCACCAUUGGCCUCGGAGUUUAUUCAGGAAUAAGCACUUUGGACCAAAAUUAUCCAAAUAAGGAAGAAGUUAAGGAAAUUAAGUGGAGAGAAAAAGAAAAAAAACUCACAGUCGCACUAAUUAUUACCGAUUUUCCCCAGUUAGAGAAAAUAAAUGCAAGAGAAAACAAAUUAACCCAACUCCACCUAAAAAAUUGCCCGCAAUUAACUUAUUUAAAUUGUCAAUACAAUAAUCUUACUGAAUUAACUAUUACCAAUUGCCCUAAUUUACAGGAAAUAUAUGCUUACGGUAAUCAAUUAACCAAUCUUAAUUUAAGUAAUAAUCAGCAAUUAGAAGCAUUACAAAUUAGCAAUAAUAACUUUUCCUCCGAUUUAUCUUUUUUAAGCCAUUUAGUAAAUUCGAAAGGACUUUAUUUAGGUAACAAUAAAUUCACUGGCUCCCUGGAACCUUUACGGAAUUUGCAGAAGUUAGAAGGAUUGUAUAUUAAUAAUACUGACCUUAGCCAAGGUUUAGAAUUUUUACCCGAUAGUAUUAAAGAUUUUCGUUGUCAAGGAACCAAAUUUGAAAAAGAGUUAAAAGAUUUUGAUCAACAAAGAGUUCUUUCGGGAAGUUCGCAAACAGAGGAUGCAGAUAAAGAUUGUGUGAUUUUUUAUGAAGAAGAAAAAACUCUCCACGAAUUAAUUUCCGAAAAACAUCGAGAGAAUAUUCCUAAUGAGUUAAGCGAACAGUAUAACGACCUUUGUCAGAAAAUAAAACAACUUCUACAAGACAAUCAAAAAAAAAUAAUAACUUUAAACAAAACCCAAGACCUCGGGCAAUUAAUUACCCAAGAAGUUAUUAACAAAAUGACAGAAAUGGUUGAAGAAAGCGACAAAAUAUUUUCUGUUACUGAAAAACCCAUUUUAGAAAAUAAAAUAGGCGAAGGAGGAUAUGGGGAAGUUUAUCGAGGUAAACACGAAGCAAGGGAUGUAGCCAUUAAGAAACUACUUUUAAAUGACAAUGACAAAAAACAAGAAAUUAGGAAUGAAAUUAAUAUUCUUAAAAGAUUAAAAGACCGAAAUAUCAUUCAAUAUUACGGAGUUUAUUACGAAGGCCGAGAAAUUCUAAUUAUUAUGGAUUAUGCCGAAAAUGGAACUUUAACUAGACAAAUAACAAAAGGACUAAUUUAUAUUCACGGCAAAAAUAUUAUUCACCGCGAUUUAAAAAGUUUGAAUGUAUUGAUGACGACCGGCAAUCAAGCCAAAAUAUCGGACUUCGGAUUAUCCAUCAAGAAUAUUAGUUCUUUACAAUCUGAUAGCAUAGUAGGCAAAAUAGCGGCCAAAUGCACUACACCUUUUGAAAAAUCUGAUGAUAACUCAAUAGUGUUUGAAAUUGCUUUUAACAACAUAAAAGAAAUAAUACCAGCCGAUACUCCAAAAAAUAUUCAAGAUAUUAUUAAAGGAUAUGUUGAUGAAAGUAAUGAUAACAUUUUUGAACAAUCACAAAAUCAAACAAUUGACAAUCAAACUUCCAUUUGCGAUAUAGAGUUGGGCGAGAAUGAUUUUACUAAUCAAGAACAAACUUCUCUCCAAAUUCAAAAAGCAACUUUGAUA
Messenger RNA from Racocetra fulgida, 2001 nucleotides. The record is from the annotation of a GenBank genome assembly. NCBI's taxonomy places the organism in Eukaryota, Fungi, Glomeromycota, Glomeromycetes, Diversisporales, Gigasporaceae.